GCGCGGAGCGGCGGGCCGGACUGUCCGCCAUUUACUGAGCGUUUCACACACCGAGUCCCGGGGAACACACCGACUGACGGACCCCGGGUCUGAGCCGGCGCACACCGGGCAGCUGGCUCGAAUCCCCCCGGUACCGUGGACGAAGUUAAUCGUUCACCCGACUGUUAGCUACAAGCUAACGUUAGCCUGACCGGUGAAGUCAGCUGCUUUACACCGGACAUGAUGACGUUGUAUUCGCGUUAGCCUCGCAGCUGUUAGCCCGUUAGCUUAGCUCCAAGUUUCACAAUAAAACCCGUUCGCUUCCUGCGCAUGAAUUUAAAUAGGAACGUAAAUAAAUCUGCGUGAAUGCGAACCUAACAAGUCCACGGUGCUGCUCCGCUAAAGGCAUCGGAGCGUGUGUACGCGCCCAUGUGCGCGUGUCCGCUGUAGUAGAUCAACAUGAACUAUUGGUGUGAAACUGCGGUGGGGGGGCAUGACGUGAGACACAAUGAAAUCACCUUCUCGGGAUGACGUCAUAAACAAUAUAUCAGAUCAUGUAGAAUCUGAUGUUUUUCAGUUUCCUUCAGUAUCUGAGUCAGUGUAAACAGGAAGUGAUCAGUCACCUGCUUUUAUUUUUUGAAAGAACAGGAAGUGUUAACAGUGAGCUGCUUUUACUUUGAAAGUAAACUGAUACAGGAAAAGAAGCGGUUCCCAGAUGUGUCUGUUGAUGGUUUCCUGAGUCACGUGGUUGUGGCCUCUGUUGGACAGAUGACGGAGACGGUGAAGUACGUGGACGACGAGCACAGGAGCAUCUUCCUGAAGCUGCUGAACGAGCAGCGGCUGGAGGGCGAGCACUGUGACAUCGCCGUGGUGGUCGAAGACGUCAAGUUCCGAGCUCACCGCUGUGUCCUCGCCGCCUGCUCCAACUACUUCAAGAAGCUCUUCAAGAAACAUGAGGUGGACAACUCAUCUGUGAUUGAGAUCGACUUCAUCCGCUCCGACAUCUUUGAGGAGGUGUUGAACUACAUGUACACGGCGAAGAUCUCCGUCAGGAAGAGAGACGUUAACCUGAUGAUGUCAUCAGGACAAAUCCUGGGCAUCCGCUUCCUCGACAAGCUGUGCUCACAGAAACGAGACGUGUCCUCAGAAGACAAAGACAAGUUUCCAUACGACAUCGUGAAGAUGGCUCUGCCUCCGGAGGCUCAGCUGGCUGCUGAGGCUGACGUACGAUCUGAUCCUUACUCAUCAGAUUCAUUCAGGAUCCAUCAUGUCUCCUUCAACAUGUCCCUGUGGUGCGUUCAGGUCCUCGGGGAGCACGACGACACGCCCACCGCCGAUGACCUCGUUGAGGCAUCAGCCAAUCAGGAGUUGGAUAAGUCUCCCAGUGCAGCGCUACGUGUCCAGGAAGCAAUCCUGAAGGAACUGACCAAUGAUGAUGUACACAAGGUUACGUGUUAUGACCAGGAUGUGGUGACAGACAUGGAGGCUGAGCCUAAAGAGCUGGGGGCGGAGCAUCACGCCACCCAGACGCUGACGUUUGCUGACAGUAUGGGGGAGGUGAAGGACGAGCAGCCGCCUGGUUGGUCCACAGCCACCACCGACAUGAAGUUUGAAUACUUGUUGUAUGGACACAGAGAACAACUUGCCUGUCAGGUGUGUGGGAAGAGCUUCCUGGACGAAAGCCGCCUCAGGAAACACGAGAAGCUUCACUCGGCCGAGCGUCCGUUUGCGUGUGAGAUCUGCACCAAGGCGUUCACCACACACGCUCACCUGAAAGAACACCUGAAGAUCCACACGGGGUUCAAACCAUAUCGGUGUGACGUUUGUGGAAAAUCGUUCAUCAGAGCGCCGGACCUUAAAAAACAUGAACGAGUUCACAGCAACGAGAGACCAUUCGCCUGCCAGAUGUGUGACAAGGCGUUUAAACACAAGUCUCACCUGAAGGAUCACGAGAGGAGACACAGAGGAGAGAAACCAUUUGUCUGUCCCUCCUGCACCAAGGCCUUCGCCAAGGCCUCAGAUCUGAAGCGUCAUGAAAACAACAUGCACAGUGAGAGGAAGCAGCUGAAUCCACUGCAGAGCGACACAGAGACACUGCAGGCCGCCGCCAUGGCUGCAGAGGAGCAACAUCUGGACAGCAUCAGCUGAUCCAAACAUCUGGACAGCAUCAGCUGAUCCAAAACAUCUGGACAGCAUCAGCUGAUCCAAAACAUCUGGACAGCAUCAGCUGAUCCAAAACAUCUGGACAGCAUCAGCUGAUCCAAAACAUCUGGACAGCAUCAGCUGAUCCAAAACAUCUGGACAGCAUCAGCUGAUCCAAACAUCUGGACAGCGUCAGCUGAUCAAAACAUCUGGACAGCGUCAGCUGAUCCAAAACAUCUGGACAGCGUCAGGCGAUCCAAACAUCUGGUGGACUCCAGCUGUUGAUGACAUCAUCAUUCAACCAUUUUCUCUGUAUCUUAUGUUCAUUUUUAACAGAGACCUUUUAUGAAGUUCUGUUUGUGUUGAAGUCGUUUCCUCGUGUGCGACAGUAAACUGAUGACCUCAGUAGUCAUGUGAUCCACGUGAUGUAUGGCUUCAUGUACGAUCUCACAUUGUUUUUACACGUGAAACCAAACUCUGUACAGAAAUCAGCUGAUUUUCAAGCUGUUGGUUUGUGUUGUAUAAAACCGUUGCUCUGUUCAGUUUCAUGAGCGGAGCCGCUGUUAGAACACGUCUGUUUAUUUCAUCACGAUAAACUACAGGUGCCCAGAGUGGACACGUGAACUGAACUUUUUACACGGUUCCACUGAAAAUAAACCUUUUCAUUCAGA
Molecule: messenger RNA, 2792 nt
Organism: Pleuronectes platessa (European plaice)
Lineage: Eukaryota; Metazoa; Chordata; Actinopteri; Pleuronectiformes; Pleuronectidae
Gene: zbtb14
Product: zinc finger and BTB domain containing 14
Exons: 9
Coding region: 748-2127 (459 amino acids)
Biological process (GO): regulation of transcription by RNA polymerase II
Cellular component (GO): nucleus
Molecular function (GO): DNA-binding transcription factor activity, RNA polymerase II-specific; protein binding; RNA polymerase II cis-regulatory region sequence-specific DNA binding
Source: RefSeq, a predicted model, not a curated record